CAACUAGAAUGCUGAUGCAUUAGCAAUGCAUCACUAUUACAUCAGUCUCCAACCAAGAAUCCACUGCAUCCCUACAAUUCUUGCAUCAAAAUGACAAUACGGCCUGCAACACUGAUGGUGGCUAUGUAGUGCUACAUGGCCAUCAGUAAACCGGUGAGACUCAGAUAUUUCCUGAUUUUGUACCUGUUUCCUAUAUAUACAUGACGUCAACAUAAAACAACAUUUAAAAGUAAUAUAAAGUGAGAUGCACCAUGCGUCCCUCAUAGUCGUCACCAGGACUCCCACAAUUUUUGUUUCUUCCUUCAAGUUUGCAACACCAUGAGCACUGAUCCAAUUCCAAAUCUGCCGAAGACACAGCGAGCUUGGAGAGCUGUGAAGCGAGGCAAACCUUCCGAAUCUCUUGCUUUCCAGACAGACGUAGCUGUCCCUUCCCUUUCACCUGGGGAAGUGCUUGUGAAGGUUCAUGCCGCAGCACUUAAUCCGGUAGGAUGGAAGAUCAUGUCUACUACGCCCGAUAUCAUUGCUAGGAGACCAAUCACACCAGAACAUGAUUUCGCCGGCGUGGUCGUGAAUGCAAAUGGCACCGAGUUCUCCGUAGGAGACGAGGUUAUCGGUUUUAUACCAGUUCAAAUGCAGUUCAAGACCGGGCAAGGGGCGCUGACAGAGUACACAAAACUUCCUGCUACUCAUUUAGUCUUGAAGCCAUCCAAUGUCUCUGCGAUUGAGGCUUGCGGUCUUCCUGUAGCUGGGGAGACUGCCUUUCAGGCCCUAGUCGACAUUGGAAAGCUUCAAGCUGGCCAGAGCGUGUUCGUCAAUGGCGGUAGUUCAGCAGUUGGCAUGAAUGCUAUUUAUAUUGCAAAGGCUCUUGGGGCGAAGGUUGUUACCAGUGCUUCGUCAAGAAAUGAGGACUUUUGUCGUGACGCGGGGGCAGAUGAAUUUCUCGAUUAUACGAAAAAACCUCUUCAUGAGCAAUUGCUGGAAAAUCCGCCCUCACCUAAAUUUGACAUCAUCUUUGAUGCCGUUGCUUUGGUUGAUCCCGCUCUUUACAAGUACUCGAAUGCCUACAUGACGCCAAAAGGCGUGUUCAUAUCGACCGGACCUUGGCCAGACCUGAAGUGGGGGGGAUCUACCGGCGUCUCGAAUUUGCUUUCUCUGGGCUACGAGAUCCUGAGACCACCGUUCCUCUGCGGUGUUAAUGCAAAGUGGACCAUGGUAAGCGUAACUCACAAGCAACAGAAUCUUGCAAAACUGCGCGACUUGAUGGCAGAAGGCAAGCUCAAACUGGCGGUAGACUCCGUGUAUGGAUUCGAGGACGCUCUCAGUGCAUACGAUCGUAUCAUGACAUCACGAGCUACUGGCAAAGUUGUAGUCAAAGUAGAUGGCGGCUUGUGACAACAUUAUUCAAGUAUUGUACUGGCCCGCUGUAGAUACACUUCUUCCUCGUGCAAACGUAUUACUGCUGGCGGUAAUUCUUUGAUAUCGAAUCGGGAUCGUUGGCAAGAGGCACCGAAGAAGUUGAUCACCAGAUAGAAAGUGAUGGCAUCCGGUUCCGACGAACUCGCCAUGGUAUUAUAGCUGAAAUGUAUAACAACUUGCAA
Messenger RNA from Suillus subalutaceus, 1598 nucleotides. RefSeq lists its product as uncharacterized. Gene Ontology annotation, cellular component: mitochondrion. Gene Ontology annotation, molecular function: oxidoreductase activity. The record is from RefSeq and is a predicted model, not a curated record. The transcript has 6 exons. Bases 319 to 1392 code for a protein of 357 amino acids. NCBI's taxonomy places the organism in Eukaryota, Fungi, Basidiomycota, Agaricomycetes, Boletales, Suillaceae.